ACCAAAAUUGUCACAAGUUCAAAGUGGAGUUAACACACUUUUCCACAUUUUCCAUUCUGAUAGCUCUUUACUUUCCUCGUCCUUCACUUUAAGUACAUCAACUUAAAGUUAAAGCAAAAAAAUGGAGUCAGACAUGGCUGAAGGAUUAAGAAGAAGAUUAUCAGGUCCAAAACCAAUAGAUACAAAAAGGAAAGAAGGCAUCGAAGAAUACGACAUGGUGACUGUGGAAGAAGAGCCAUUGAGUCCAAUGGCUCGUAUUUUUCACGAUUCGAGAUUCGAUGUCCAUUGCAUUGCCUUUAUGGCUUGCAAAACUCAGAUCUCGCCGCAGCCUAUUAAGGACAAGUUGGUGCAUACUUUGCUUAAGCAUCCUCGUUUCACUAGCUUGAUGGUUGUAGAUGAAGAAAAUUUAGCAGACAUGAAAUGGGUCCAAACAAAGAUUGACAUAGAUCAACAUAUUAUAGUAGCUGAAGUGGAUGAAAGUCAGCUAGAAUCACCAGACAAAUUCGUGGAGGAUUACAUUUACAACCUUACCAAAACCAGCCUUGACAGAACCAAGCCACUUUGGGACCUUCACAUUAUCAAUGUCAAAACUCGUAAUGCGGAGUCCGUGGCCGUGCUUAGGGUUCACCAUUCUCUCGGCGAUGGCACCUCACUCAUUUCUCUUUUACUCGCGUGCACUCGCCAAACUGCUGAUGAGCUCAAGCUUCCUACCAUUCCAACCAAGAAAAGGAGGCCUACUCCUUCAGGUAAUUCAACAAAGGAAGGGUCGUGGAGGUUUUUCGGAGCAUUUUGGCUUUUCAUCAGAAUGCUUAUGAAUACUGCGGCGGAUGUUUUCAUGUUCAUCAUAACAGUCGCUUUCUUUAAGGAUACAAAAACGCCAGUUAGCGCUGUGACUGAUUCUGAGUUUACUAAAGCUAGACGAAUCGUUCACAGGAUAAUCAGUCUGGAUGAUCUGAAGUUUGUCAAAAAUGCUAUGAAUGUUACUAUAAAUGAUGUUGCCGUGGGAUUAACACAAGCUGGUUUAUCUAAAUAUCUCAAUAGGAGAUAUGCUGUUGGUGGCAAAGACAAGGGAGCCACAGAGAGAAACAACAAUCUUCCCAAAGGCAUUCGACUUCGAACCUGUCUUAUUUUUAACCUAAGAUCCUCCGCAGGAAUUGAAGAUCUCGCUGAUAUGAUGGAGAAUGGCAGCAAAGGGAAGCGGGGUUGGGGAAAUUGGUUUGGUUAUGCGCUGUUACCGUUCAAGAUUGCACUGCGGGAUAAUCCUUUAGACUACGUGAAAGAAGCAAAAGCGACAAUUGAUCGCAAAAAGCAAUCGUUUGAAGCUUUGUUCACUUUGACCAUGGCCCAAAUACUUAUUAAGCUUUUUGGCGUCAAGGUAGCUACAGAUGUGACUCUCAGAGUAUUUUCAAAUUCAACAAUAUGCUUCACCAACUUGGUUGGACCACAGGAGGAAAUUGGAUUCUGUGGCAACCCCAUUACUUAUUUUGCUCCAAGUGCUUAUGGGCAGCCAAGUGCAUUGAUGAUCAAUAUCCAAAGCUAUAUCGAUAAGAUUAUCAUUGUCGCAUCUGUUGAUGAACAUGCUAUUCCUGAUCCACAACUAUUGCUUGAUGAUUUCGAGGAUUCUCUUAAUCUCAUAAAGAAUGCUGUUAUAGAAAGAGGGCUUGUCAAGAAUUUCAAAUGAUCAAGAAAUUCAACCAAAUUAAGAAGGUUGUACAAGCAAUUGUACUGUAUUAAAGAACUGUUGCAGUAAUUCUCUUUCCUAUUGCUUUCAAUUUUAUAUCGAAGAACAUGGUACUGUUGUUUUCUCUGGGAAACUACAUUCUAAUUAAUGUUAUUCAUAUCAAUGUAUUACAAAUCAGUAAUAGAAUUCUCAUGCACAAUGGAGAGAAUCAAAGUGUGUUAUUGAUGGUUAA
This is a messenger RNA of Capsicum annuum, 1913 nucleotides long. Its product is annotated as wax ester synthase/diacylglycerol acyltransferase 11. The coding region runs from base 122 to 1681 and encodes 519 amino acids. The transcript is spliced from 8 exons. Gene Ontology annotation, cellular component: plasma membrane. Gene Ontology annotation, biological process: triglyceride biosynthetic process. Gene Ontology annotation, molecular function: long-chain-alcohol O-fatty-acyltransferase activity; diacylglycerol O-acyltransferase activity. The record is from RefSeq and is a predicted model, not a curated record. Lineage: Eukaryota; Viridiplantae; Streptophyta; Magnoliopsida; Solanales; Solanaceae.